Molecule: messenger RNA, 3966 nt
Organism: Rhizophagus irregularis DAOM 181602=DAOM 197198
Lineage: Eukaryota; Fungi; Glomeromycota; Glomeromycetes; Glomerales; Glomeraceae
Source: RefSeq, a predicted model, not a curated record
GGCAAAAUAAUUUAUAAUUUAAUUUAAUUUAAAUAAAUCUAUCAAAUAAAUUAAUUUAAAAUAAUUUUUUUUUAACGACACACAAAAAAAAAAUAUGAAAAAGCUGUAUAGUAUAACUUUGAUGUUUGUUAUAUGGUGUUCUUUUACCAUAUCUACAAGUUUCGCGGAUUAUAUUCAUCAAGAAGGCUAUUGUGUUAUGCAUGGCCAUUGUGGCUCCAAAAGUUUUUUUGGCAAGGAAUUGAACUGUCCUCACAACAAACCAGCUAUUGAGCCCGAUUACGAUUUGAGAUCAAAACUUGUUCAAAUUUGUGGGUCACAAUACGAAAAUUCACUAACAUGUUGUGAUGCGAAUCAAUUAGACGAUCUCAACUCCAGUACAAAACAAGUUGAGACAUUGAUCAGCACCUGUCCAGCAUGUUGGAAGAAUUUUUUAAAUUUUUUUUGUACAUUAGCAUGUUCUCCAAACCAAUCAACUUUCUUAAAUAUAACGUCCAUAGGAACUUCACCAAUUACAAAUUUAAAAAUUGUUACAAGUGUUGAUUUUUUCGUGGGCGAAACACUUGGAAAGGGAUUUUACGAUUCUUGUAAAGACAUAAAAUUUGCUGCCACAAAUGGUUAUGUAAUGGAUUUUAUUGGUGGUGGAGCCAAAAAUUAUCAUGAUAUGUUGGCUUUCUUAGGACAAGAAAGACCUAUUGGAUCUCCUUUUCAAAUUGAUUUUCCUCUAAAUGAUACUUCAGAUAUCAUGUUGCCAUAUGACGACCCGCCUAAACGAUGUAAUGAUAUUGAUGUAAAAUAUCGUUGUUCUUGUGUGGAUUGUCAAUCGGUCUGUCCCGUGCUAGAACCAACUCCGGAAGAGAAACCUCCGUGUCUUGUUGGUUCCUUGACUUGUUGGGCAUUUGGACUUUACCUAACUUACUUUAUUUUAUUAAUGGCUAUUGUGAUUAGACUUUUCGUAGAGAAAUUUUGGAAUAGAAAUAGGUUUGACAGAGAAGGAUUUGAACCUGUUGCACUUACUGAAGAAGAAGACACUUCAUUAACUCAAGAACAUCCAUCGAGACGAUACGCUCUUAAUUUACUUUUACAAGAUUAUUUCUAUCAACAAGGAUAUAUGUGUGCUAAAUAUCCUUGGCAAACGAUAGGUGUCGCCGCGUUAAUAGUAUUUCUUGCGACAUUGGGUUGCUCACAAUUUGAGGUGGAAAGAGACCCUGUAAGACUCUGGGUUGCGCCAAACUCAGAUUCUGCAAUGCAGAAAGAAUUCUUUGAUCAAAAUUUUGGACCAUUUUAUAGAACCCAACAAAUUUUUAUAAGUAACAUUAACUCUGGCUUAAGUAUUAUAAAUUAUGAUACUAUAAAAAAAUUAUUUAUUAUUGAACGCGAAAUUCGUGAAUUGAAAUCUUUCCCUGAUAAUCAUACAUUGCAAGAUUUAUGUUUUCGUCCUAAUGGAGAUUCGUGCAUAGUUCAAUCUGUAACAGGGUAUUGGCAAUCGGAUUUGGAUAGAUUUUCAAAAGAAACUUGGGAAGAGGAAUUUAAGUCAUGCACAUUUGCACCAACUUACUGUUUACCGGAUUUUCAACAACCAUUAAAGCCAGAUAUGAUUCUUGGUGGGUUUGAAAAUGAAGACUAUAUAAAUGCAAAGGCUUUAGUCCUUACUUAUGUUUUGAGGAAUUCAUUGAAUCAGAAUGAAAUCGAUGCAGCUAGAGAAUGGGAAAAAUCAUUAAGAGAAUAUUUGGAUAAAUUAAUUGGCGGAGAAAAUGAUAAAAUCGACGUGUCACAACUUCGAAUAACUUUCUCAACAGAGAGUUCGCUUGAAGCUGAAUUAAAUAAAUCAACAAAUACCGAUAUUUAUACUAUCAUUUUAUCGUAUUUGGUCAUGUUUUUUUAUGCAUCCCUGGCUUUAGGAAACGCUACAUUGUUCCCGCGAACGAUUAUUGACUCAAAAUUUAUGCUUGGAAUCAGUGGAAUUAUUAUAGUAUUGGCAUCAGUUUCAACAGCAGUCGGAAUUUUCUCUUUACUUGGAAUUAAAGUUACUUUAAUUAUAGCUGAAGUGAUUCCUUUCCUUGUCCUCGCAGUAGGAGUUGAUAAUAUUUUCAUAUUGAAUCAUGAAUUUGAAAGGCUUACGCUGAAAUCAUUUGGUGAAGUGUCAGUUGAAGAACGUAUUGCUAAAACAUUAGGACGUAUGGGACCAAGUAUUUUGUUGAGUGCAUUAAGUGAAACAAUUGCAUUCGGUUUAGGUGGAAUUGUUACUAUGCCAGCAGUAAGAAAUUUUGCUCUUUAUGCUUCAUUGGCUGUUUGGGUAGACUUUUCUUUGCAAGUAACUGCGUUCGUAGCAUUCUUGUCUUUGGACGCUAAACGACAGGAAGAAGAUAGAAUUGAUUGUUUUCCUUGCUAUAGAAUUGAAAGGGCCCCUGAACGCAUUGACAAAGAAGGGUUAUUACAAAAAUGUAUGCGAAAAUAUUACGCACCUUUUGUAUUAAAUAAGAAAGUUCGUAUCGUUAUCGUUAUUUGCUUUGUUGGCGUGUUUAUGACAUCUUUGAGUUUUGUCCCUCAAGUAGAACUAGGUUUAGAUCAAAGGAUUGCUUUACCGUUCGAUUCAUAUUUAGUUGAUUAUUUUAAUGAUUUGGAUGCAUAUUUCCGCAUUGGACCUCCAGUUUACUUUGUUACUAAAGAUUUUAAUGUAACAAAAGUAGAUGGCCAAAAAUCAUUAUGUGGAAGAUUUAGCACGUGUAACCAAUUAUCAUUGGCAAACAUAUUAGAACAAGAACGCAAACGUUCCAAUGUUUCAUAUAUUGCUGAGCCAACAUCCGUAUGGAUUGAUGAUUUUUUUCAUUGGUUAAAUCCGUCAUUGGAAAUGUGUUGUAGAUUUAAGAAAGGAACAGAUCAAAAAGAAUUGUGCGAUGAAUAUGAUGAUGAUAAUGAUUGUGAGAUUUGUUUUAAAGAUCGAGAACCACAAUGGAAUAUUACAAUGUCAGGAAUGCCACAAGGAGAAGAAUUUUUAAAAUAUUUGGGAUUAUGGUUAAAAUCAUCUCCGGAUGAAAGUUGUCCUUUAGCCGGAAAAGCCGCCUAUGGAGAUGCGAUUGUUCGCGAUUUAGAAGAUAUCACAGUUAAAACAAGUCAUUUUCGUACAUUUCAUACUCCAUUAAAAAGUCAAAAUGAUUAUAUUGCAGCCUAUCAUUCAGCACAUAGAAUAAGCGAAUUAAUAAAUGAAGAAAAUCCUUCAAUACAAGUGUUCCCAUAUUCAGUAUUUUAUAUAUUUUUCGAACAAUAUGAAUAUAUUAUAAGUUUAGCGGCAGAAAUAUUCUUUUUGGCAUUUGUUUCAAUAUGGUUUGUUACUACAUUACUACUUGGAAGUGCGUGGACGGGUUUUAUUGUAGUAUGUCAUGUUAUAAUGAUUAUUACCAAUGUAUUAGGAAUAAUGGCGUUGUGGGGUGUAUCAUUAAAUGCAAUUAGUUUGGUGAAUUUGGUAAUAUGUGUUGGUAUCGGAGUGGAAUUUUGUGUGCACAUAGCAAGAGCAUUUAUUGUAGGAGGUGAAGGAGUUGAUAGAGAAGAGCGAGCGUACAGAUCAAUAGUUGAUGUGGGAAGUUCUGUGUUAUCAGGAAUCACACUGACAAAGUUUUGGGGAAUUCUAUUAUUUUAAGUUUAAUUGGUGGAGAAGGUGUAGGAAGUGGCGAAGAUUUUGAUUAUGAUGUAUUUGAAGAUGAAGAAAUGUUUGGUGGUCGGCCUAUCAGAAGCGCUGAUAAUAGGAUGUUAGUUGAUGACGGCGGUAUUGAAAGUGGCGAGAGUGAUGCUGAAGAAUUAUGAUCUUUUUAUAUUUUGUAGAGUGUAUAAUAUUUGUAUAUGUGGUAUUAUUUUUAUAUAUAUAGAUAACCUUGCGUUUAAUAUGUUUAUUUAUAAAAAUUAUUUUUUUAGAAUUUAAACUAAAUUUAGAUCCCGACAUUUUAUCGGUUUUUAAUUUUUAAAUUCGUUAAG